Triplophysa rosa is the source of this 5997-nucleotide messenger RNA. It is a transcript of the gene map4l, whose product is annotated as microtubule associated protein 4 like. Lineage: Eukaryota; Metazoa; Chordata; Actinopteri; Cypriniformes; Nemacheilidae. The record is from RefSeq and is a predicted model, not a curated record. The coding region runs from base 150 to 3209 and encodes 1019 amino acids. Gene Ontology annotation, cellular component: neuron projection. The transcript is spliced from 17 exons. Gene Ontology annotation, molecular function: microtubule binding. Gene Ontology annotation, biological process: neuron projection development; microtubule cytoskeleton organization.
AAACGAAUACAAUAUUUCUGAGUUGUGAUUGGGCGAGAGAACUAAGGGGCGGGGCGCUGCCUUGCUAUCACAGAGGCGCACUGUACGAGAAAGCGGACGUCGUUCAACACUACAGCGUACUGAAUUUUAAAAACAACAACAACGGGAGGAUGGACUUUAGUUUACGUGAUGCCUUCACAGAAGGGGCGGCUAAGGCGGCCCAGGACAGCCUGCUGAAGAGAGAUUUUGUGGCCGGGUUAGAGGCACAGACCUUCGACGAUAAAGUUGGCGAGACUGUUGGGAAGACAGAGUAUCGCCCCCUCUUGGAUGGAAUCGAUGGAAAGAGGGAAAUGCCUGGGUUCAUGUCUGGAGGUCUUCGUCAGGACCCUCAGGGAGAGAUCCGCCCCAGUUCACCUGGACAGUAUGUCUACAAGAAUGACUUUCAGUCAGGCCCAACAUCAAUGACUGGAAUGGGACACCAACAGAUGGGAUCUACAAUGAAGGAUAACAGCAUGGACUCCUUUUUGGGGUUUUCCCAGCCUGUGAUGAGUAUGGGUAUGAAAAUGAAUGUUGGCAUGGCCCCUUUCCAGAGCUCCAAAUCCCCUAACAUGUGCGACCCUCAGAAGACUUCGCCCUUGUUUGCCAAUGAACCGCCCAAACCAUCUCAGAUAACUUCUAAUCCAAGGAACACAAGUCCUCGUAACAGCCAGGAGAAUUCUGCAGAAGUUUGGGGAAAUCCACGGACAGGUGGUGAGGAAAUGCUCUCUACGGAGCACUUCCAUGCCCUCAGCAAGGCCGAACAGAGUUCCACCUAUCCCUUGGGUUCCCAGAGUCAAGAUGCAGCGUCCGGGGAGGAGAAGUCUAUCGAGGAGGGAACCGAGCAGCAGCAAAAGCGAAAAAAGAAGAAACGCAAGAAUAGGGAAGAAAUGUAUGACCUUCUCGACAGCCUCGGUUCCCCUGAUUCUGAAGACACUCCAUCGGAAAGCUCCAACCAUGGCUGUCCCUCACCCCCCAGCAGGGAGGGAGAGAUUUGGGAAAGCGAGAUUCAAGAGAGAGGGGGUGGAUGCAUCAAGGCCAAGAAGGGCAAGAGCAGGAUGAGGCUUCCCGAAGAGUGGGGUGCUCCUUUGGGAAAUAGCAACGUUUCUGGGUCCUCUCACCCGAAUACGUCAAGCAUAAUGGACAUGGACUUUAGCGGCCCUAAUUUGGGUGAUUCCAAGACCUCUUUCACACCUGACACCCAAGCAAGCAAACCCCAAUCAACUGGUCAUGUAGAUGACACCACUCAUGUAGAUGAUAAAGAUACAUCUAAAUUGGCACUGGCUGGUUUUCACCACUCCGAUCAGUCACCCAUUGUGUCAACCAUCACCCUUAGCCCAACACACACCGUCAUGUUGCUUGACUCAGUGCUACAGGAACAGACCCCAGAUGCCAGCCCCCUGAGCACGCCCGUGAAAACCCCUUUCCCUCACAUCACUGCCCUCGAGUCUGGUACUGGUUCACUGAACAUUGGCACAGGCAGUCCUGCGUCACAGAGCACACCCGCCGCUAGUCACUUCUCCCCAAGCACUGCGGUAAACUUAAACCCAGAGGCUCGGCCUUUCGUCCCCUCACUCUCAGAGCAUCAGGAGCCCCCGCUGGCACAGCCCCCCCUACUGGAAGUGAAAGAAGACAAGACAGCCAAGGAGAAAAUGGCAAACGUUGACAACAUCAACAUUAUUGAGAAGCAAGAUAAGCCCGAGAAGAUGGAGAAGAUCGAUCAACUGGAGAAGAACAAUGAGAGCACAAAGAAAACAGACAAUGUGGAAAAAACUCAGAAGAGUGAGCAGAUCAUCAAAGAUGAGAAGAAAGCCCAGAAAGAGGAGAAACAGGAUAAGGCUGAGAAAAAUGAGAAGGUAGACAAACCUGAGAAGACAAACAAGGAGAAAGAGGAAAAGAAGAAGAAUGGAGAGAAGGUGGACAAGACAGCCAAAACUGAGAAGAACGUCACGGCUUCUAAAGGACCUGCCAAGUCCCCAACAGCCAAUGGAAGCAAGGAGGUGACCAGCCCUGACCGUAAAGCUAAGCCUUCAGUUGGGUCAACCAAACAGAGCUCAGCAAGACCAAACUCGCUGUCCACUGGAGACAGUGCUGGUGCCACCAAACGCAUCUCACCCACAACCAACUCUGCUAAUAAAAAAAGUCCUGUGCCCAAGGCAACAACCCCCACUACUGGCACCAAGAAACCCCCCACCUCCACAUCUAAUGUAGAGACUAAGGCCAAGUCUGCUGAAAGUGGCACAGCAACCCAGCGUCGCCCUCCAGUGCCAAAGGCUAAAGCUGCAUCUGGCUCCAGCUCUAAAAAUGGCACCAGCGCCCCAGCAUCUACCCCCCCUGCUCAACGCUCUUCUGCUUCAAAGACUGAAAACCAGGCAGGAGAGGUGAAAAAGACAAGUACAAAGACAACACCAGCCAAAACUACGCCGAAGUCAGCCCGCACACCACCGUCUGCUAACACUGAGGCCACCAAUGGGACCUUGACCCCUCGUCCCUCCCGCAUCACCAAACCUCCUGUGCCCAAGCAGACUCCCUUGGAGAGGAAGCCCCCUGUGCCUCGAGCCCCCCGGAAUGUCCGUCCCACCAAUGCACCCAUGCCUGAUCUGAAAAACGUACGCUCUAAGAUCGGUUCCACAGAUAACAUGAAAUACCAGCCUGGUGGGGGCAAGGUCUCUGCAGCCCAGGGCAAGACCGAUCCUCUGCCAAAGACCAACCAGGGCAAAGUUCAGAUAGUCCACAAAAAACUGGACUUCAGCCAUGUCACCUCCCGAUGUGGCUCCAAGGACAAUAUCAAACAUGUCCCUGGUGGAGGGAAUGUUCAGAUUUUAAAGAAAAAGGUUGACUUGAGCAAAGUGACCUCAAAAUGUGGAUCCAAGGACAACAUAAAACACAAGCCAGGGGGUGGUGAUGUGAAGAUUGAAUCCCAUAAGAUCAACAUCAAUGCCAAGGCUAAAGUGGGAUCACUGGAAAAUGUAGGCCACGAACCAGGAGGUGGAAAUAUCAAGGCUGAGGGGGUUCAGCAGAAAUCUGAGGGAAGCCCAUCUCCUCCUGCUGUCUCACCACCCUCUCAGGUAGGCAGUGGGGCAAAGGAGAACGGGCUGAAAGAGAGCUCUCCUGCUCCUGCUCCCGCACCCUCUUUGGGAGACGGGCCCCGGGACUCCCAGGUCCUGGACAAACACAUCCCGGGGACAAAUUGAGUCUUACAAGCUGAACUUUCGCGAGAAAGCACGAGCUCGCACGGACCACGGCGCAAAAAUCAUCUCCUGGUCCCCCCUGAGUGGCAGCCACCCCCACCCACAUCGCAGCACCUCUCUCAGUGUUUCUCUGGGGUCCGCCAUGUCCUCACACUCAACCCAGCUUGUUCCAUUCACUCAACCAUGAGACGGGUGCAAACCUGUACACUAGCAGGAGAGGGACUGUCCCUAAACCUUUCCCUUUAAAAUCUGUUUUCUCAUUAUUUUAAUCAUUAGCUUCGUCUCUUUUACAGUUUUACUUUGUUUUCCCGCUGGGCGAGCACCCAUGAGAUCGUGUGAGAAAGUACAAGGCUCUGUCUUACUUUACAGUGCACCUGUUUGAGGCUGAAUCUAGAUUUGAGAAGUCUUCAGAUAGUUUGGAGAUCACGUUAAAAUGCCGGUGUCAAGCCAGUUCCUAAUGUAACUUUGUUAGGACCACACCAGAGUAUUUCUUUCUAGACUACUAGACAGUGUUAUCCCUGACAAGUACCUACUGUAUAUUUCAAAGCGACACCCUCUUCUUCCCUUGUUUUGUUUGGCAGUAGACGUCCUCCAAUGGGAACCCCAGAAUUCACACGAGAUGUAGCUUAUUACAUCGUAUUAUAGCAGUUAAGCUCCUUGUAUUGUUUGUAUGUGGGGCCGUCUUCAUGCCUAGUGAAAUGAAUCAGCCACCAUCCACUCCCUUUGCUUCACUCUCUGUCCUCCUCACCUAAACGAUAAACCCUGCCCCAGUAUUUAAAACAGCAUUUACUCAUUUUAAACGUAUAGGGUGUUUAAACAAUAGCAUAUUUACAUCUUCAAUAAUUUUACUGUAUCGUGUUUGCGUAAAAUAUUGUAAAAAUGAGCUGCAUCAUGAUGUCUAACCAUCUGGUCACAUCUUCCUCUUUCCAUUUCAAACCUUCUUGUGAGCUGAUAGGACACAACAUCCGCUUGCAUAGCAAACAUAUACAGCAGCAUGAUACAGUAAGAGAAGGCAACAGCACACAAACUCAACAGACAGGAUGGAGAGAUGUCGAGAGAGGAAUAAAGACAAAGAUGGAAGGUGUGGUACUGUAACACGCAACAUUAGAAACAAAGUUAGUACCUCAAAUCAAGACAGGAGAAAACUUGCACUGAACAAAUGAACUGGUGCAAGGGAUACGAUAUAAAAGUACUAUAACGGUAGCAGAAUUCGAUACAGUCCCUAUUGUUUUUGCAACGGAAAUUGAUGGAUUGUUGUAUAGAAAUGACUCUUUAAUUAAUCAUAGUUAAAAAUAGUUUCUGGAUUUAAUACCAAGUGAUAUGUUACCAUAAAUUAUUGAGUUUUUUUAUUCAUACCUGUCUGCGUGUGGCUGCUUCUGUGACACUGUUUAAAGUUUUUAGGGUGAAUUUGUGAAUUUGAAUUUGGCACUUUAUUGGUAGUUCUGUUACUCUAGAUAUGCAUAAAGCCUGCGGAAAACACAAACAAAAUGCUGCUUUUGGUCAUAAGGUUAUGUACACAGGGUUUGGUUCAACUUAAUGUUGUGAAAUAUUGUUAAAAUUGAUCAAAUGUAUCUUCCGUGGUAUUUUGACCGUGAUGUCAUAGUAUACAACAUCGUAGACAUCAAAGAAAAUCCGAGAGGCCCACCAGGAAGUAUUAUAUUAUGCAAACAUCCUAUAAAAUAUUGAACUGGUAAGCAUUAAAAAUGCACUUUAUGAUUAUGUUUUAUACUGCAAAGGUAAUGAAUUGACUGAUAGAGCACAUUUUCCUAAAUUUGUUCCCCUGAAAAAUGAAAAAGCCCCGGCGACUCAAAUGUGCAAGACAUGUACCUACAGUAUAUAUUAUAGAGUAGUCUGUAAAUACAGUAUGUAUGAGUGUGUUUAGUGUAGAGAAAUUCCGCUUGACCAAAUGGUCCUGUCUGUACUUACAGUACCUUGUGAUUGUGUUAUACUCUUGAUACAGUGAUCAUAACAUCUCAUGCCUUCGCUCAGCUCUGUUUUGUCUAUCAGUCAUUUCCAUUAAGAAUGAACAUUAACACGUUAGUACACUUCUCACAUCCCUGCACUAAUUCGCUUAAAAUAGUUUUGUAAAUACACGUUCCACUGUUUAUUUCCCACUGGGGGAAGACACUUGAUUGGGUUGUAUAAAGAAGCAAAGUAAAGAUUUCGCACCUAUACAGUAUUUUAAUCUUAAGUGAGUCUGCCUUUUUACAAAGGGCUGGCAAAUAGAAUGUUUUUAAAAUGAAUCCAGGAAGCAAAGAAUAUUUAUUAUGCAUCUAACUUUUUUGCUUGUCGUCACAAGUCACUAAAUGUCAUGUAAUCAAUAGGAGGAGGAGUGUGAUCGAUUUUGACUGAGGAAAGAAAAACCUAAAAGACCCUGAAGAUUCAUGAAUGUCCUUUGGUGCAGAUGUAGCACAGCAUUCUGGUAAUGCGACUGGCCUAGGACAAGAGGGGGCAGGUCGGGGGGUUAGAGGUGAUCAGAAAGAAUGGGUACAAUGAUUCCUCCCACACCUGACACAUAGACCCUGAAUGUUGUUUGUUUCGCACAUCUGUACCAGACUUACUCUGACUAGUAGGAUAAUUGGCAUGUUUAAAAGAGUAGAUUUAAAGUUUAGGCAGUAAAAGAGCCCUCUAGUGUGUCUGGUAGGAAUUACAGUGUGUGUACAUGCAGUGAACAGUGGACUAUAGACAGUAGUCUAAACUGAGAUGUAUUUUUUGGUAUGAAAGAGAUAUUCAUUGUGAUUAAUGUUAACUAGUGAUGUGAAUAUUUAAUCAUAAAUAAAAAAGAUACAAC